UGCUGCUGCAGCUCCGCGCACUUCGGCCCCGCUCGGCUCCUCUCGGCUGUGCGCGGCUCCUCACUGGAGGCUUCUCGCUAUAGGAGGACGUAAGUGCGCCGCUGCGAUCUCCUCCCAUUGGCCCGUCACACCUCCGUGUGGGAGGGUCGGCGGAGUGGGGGCCACGCCGUCUUUAUAAGUGCAGAUUGCCGUCCAGCGCCUCAGUGACACUACGUGGUUGCACCGCGAGGUUCUCAGAAGCCAAGUGAAGGUCGUUAGAGAGAAAAAGCAUCUGGAAUUUAUCCCACACACACACACAGUCAACACGUCAGGUCAGCAGCGCGCCCCGGUGAGGGGGGACAGCACCGUGGGGAUCGAACCUGUGAGUAGACGCUGCUUGAAUUGAAUAUCUGGACUGAACCCAGCAGCGGGAGGAGCGGACUCUCCUGAACUGUUCUGCAGCUGAAGAUUCGUCUGUGAUCCGAGUGAACUCUGAAAACUUCUGCACGCGCCAUUCCGUUUGGGAUUCCUGGAACUUUUGGCACACUUUUACGCGCGCCUGCACUGCGCCCUGUGGCCGCCGCACGCCGUCUAAUGAGACUGUGGGAGAAACUUUCCCUCCGGGCCAGGCUGCACUGACUCUGCCCGGGACUUCACCGAAAGUUGUGAACAACAGGAGCCGGAGGAGGAUGCUUGGAGAAUACUGGUGACGCACCGAGCGGAGGAGACGAAGUCUUGUGGCGCGACGUGCACCGAGCAGACGCGGGGACAGUAAAUCACUUGGAGGCAAGUGGGCUGCAGAGGUGAAGCGAGGACAAGACAGGUUGGUGUCUCCAAGUUCCCCGGACUCGAGUUUCAGCCGCCCUGGGGGCUCCUGGUAUCAAAGCGUGCAUUUGACCUGGGAUAAGUUGUCAACAAGCGCAGCGAGCGGAGGCAGACUGGCAGGUGUACAAGUUCAUUUACAUGCAUACGUAUAUUCACGCCACUAUAUAUAGAAGUUGUCUUAGGGACGAGCAGCCAUAAUAAGUUUCUCCACCCACCCGCCGGCCCUGCAGCAGCUCCGCGCACCGGGCGUGUGCGUGUGUCUAUAUAUACACCUCACAGGCUGUGGUUCCUCCUCGCAAUCUGUAUCCGAGGGGGCCGUCUGCCGUCGGUUUGGCUGUGAGGGCAGGAGUCGUCGCAUGGACUGACAUGGCCACCGACCUCGCCAUGAGCGCAGAGCUGCCGAACAGCCCUCUGGCCAUCGAGUACGUCAACGACUUUGACUUGAUGAAGUUCGAGGUGAAGAAGGAGCCGCCGGAGGCCGACCGCUACUGCCACCGCCUCCCGUCCGGCUCCCUCUCCUCCACCCCGAUCAGCACCCCCUGCUCCUCCGUGCCUUCCUCGCCCAGCUUCUGCGCCCCGAGCCCCGGCGCGCAGCCCAACCAGAGCCUCGCCAGCGGGGUGAACAGCAGCGGCAGCAGCAACAACAGCGGCAGCAACAACAAUCACAGCAACGCGGGCAAACCUCAGCUGGAGGACCUGUACUGGAUCCCCAGCUACCAGCACCACAUCAACCCCGAGGCGCUCAACCUGACCCCGGAGGACGCGGUGGAGGCCCUCAUCGGCAACGCGCACCACCAUCACCACCACCACCAGGCCUACGAGGGCUUCCGCGGGCAGCAGUACGUCGGGGAGGACCUGUCCACGGCCUCGACGGCCCACCACCACCAGGGCCAUCACCACCACCAUCACCACCACGGCCACCACGCCCGCCUGGAGGACCGCUUCUCCGACGACCAGCUGGUGAGCAUGACGGUGCGGGAGCUGAACCGGCAGCUGCGGGGCUUCAGCAAGGAGGAGGUGAUCCGCCUGAAGCAGAAGAGGCGCACCCUGAAGAACCGGGGCUACGCGCAGUCCUGCCGCUUCAAGCGCGUCCAGCAGCGGCACAUGCUGGAGACGGAGAAGUGCACGCUGCAGAGCCAGGUGGAGCAGCUGAAGCAGGACGUGGCGCGUCUGGCCAAGGAGCGGGACCUUUACAAGGAGAAGUACGAGAAGCUCGCCACCCGGACCUACAACACCGGCGGGCCCGCGAGCACGAGAGACCCGUCCGGGAAGCAGGGCAGCACCGACUUCUUCAUGUAGAGACUGCAGCACAGACUCUCAACCCCCUCCCCUCCCUUCCCCACACCUCAAACAUCCUAAUGACAUUAACUGCGUUUGUAUUUUUGUUUACAGUUUCUCCCUCAGACAGCAAACACAUCUGGACGCACGAGCGGCGGGUGCGCACAAAAUAAUCCUUGUGCGCAUUUUGAGUCUUAAAGAUUGUUUGUGGUUUGUGUAGUGAUGUGGACACACGGGAUCACUGUCCUGCAACGCGACCGUGUCCCUCCAGAGAGAGAGAGACGCUUUUGUCUUAACACUGGAGGAAGAAUGUGUUUUUCUACUGGAGCAGGAGAAGCGUCACGCCGCCUCCAGCAGACUGAGCGUCCGAGGCGCGCUGUGACUUUUCAAUAUUGCAAGUCUAUAGUUUCCCAUUUGCAACCCUGCAUGCAGGACAUGUAUGGUAACCUCCAGUCAUCUCCCACGACCCCUCCACAUGUAUGGAACGCAUGGCCUCAUGGUUCUCUCCUCCUCUUCCUCCCUCUCCUCCUCCUCCUCCUCCUCUGCCAUUAGUAAGGCCUGGGUAUGCAAGAAGCCACCAGAAAUAUUUCCUCGAUUAAAGAAGAAUAAAAAAUAAAAACACACACACACACACACCACCCUGAGAGGUGCAAGGACGUGAAAAACAAUGUGCUACUGCUGAGAACUGGAUGCGUCUCUAACUGCUGUUUUCAAUCAACUUUUCUAUUGUUUUAAAAAAGAAAACGAGAGAAAAACGACAAAAAGAGAUUAACUGAGCCAGAUUUUAGAUUCUGUAUUUAUUUCCACCUGUACAUAACGUGUAGAGAAGAGCAGUGAACUCUGUUAUUUUACCUUCUCUCUUUUUAACGACGACUGCUUUUGUUGCUUGGAUUCUUCGACAUGUCUUAAUACAAAAAUGUUUGUAUGUUACAGCAUGCAAAUCUAUCGUCUAUGGUCUCCUCCUGCUCCUGCUCCUCCUCCUGCUGAACAUGUGUAAUGUCAAAGGCAAACCUAUACUGCACUAAGAAGAGAUCAAACCUUUUGUUUUCUACUCUUAUAGGAACCUUCUGAUGUGUCACUGCAGAAUCUGAAUAACCUGGAUGUAAAUUGGAUGAGGUGAACAUCUCGUUUAUUAGAUGGACAUGAACUGCAUUCGCUGCUAAAACUCUAUGCACCAACCUGAUGAUUUGAAAAAGACUUAGUUUGACGAUUCUGUUUGUUUGUUGGUUUGUUUUUUUACUUUUUAAUGUAUUUGUAGAGGAACGUGUUUCGGGGCCUGUGGGUUUCAUCCCGCAGCUCCCGUGUCUUAAAUCAGAAGACGUGUCCUGAUGCUGGCUGGUUGUUGCGCGGUGGUUGGAGUCUGUGCACGCGGAGGGAGCCUCCCGGGUGCGGGUGCUGCUCUGCUGCCCAGAUGUAUGUGCAAUGUUGUGCAGAUGUGCGCGGGGCUCGCUCCACCUGUUGGAGGCUGAAGAGAGAAAUCUCAAAAAAAAAAAAAACGAAAUGCACAGAAAAACAACCAGAAAAAUCCUCCAAUAAAUUCGAUGUAAUUAUUAAUCGCAGCCUAAAAUAUCUCAACCUUGUCAUCAAAAUUUCAAAUGCAGCCAAUUUAGAAAUAAUCUCCAGAAACAAAUCUACAAAUUCCGUCUUGUAACUUUUGUUUAUUUAAAAAAAUUUUUGGGUUCGAAUUGUAAAUUUUUCCUGAAACCUCCUGAAAAGAUUUUUGAUUUAAACACGACUGCGCGAAAUGAACGGAGACGAACGUGGAGGCGGAAGUUCUGCUCAGUGCUGUUACUGUAUAUCUGUACAUAUGAUUUCUAUAUUUAUUCAAUGAACGUGUCCUAACGUGUCGACAAGUGAAAAACCUACAAAGUGGAACGUUGUUGAGAAUCUUUGUUUUCAUAAUGUUUAAUAAAAAGUUCUGUCCCAAA
Hippoglossus stenolepis (Pacific halibut) is the source of this 4010-nucleotide messenger RNA. RefSeq names its product v-maf avian musculoaponeurotic fibrosarcoma oncogene homolog Aa (gene mafaa). The record is from RefSeq and is a predicted model, not a curated record. NCBI's taxonomy places the organism in Eukaryota, Metazoa, Chordata, Actinopteri, Pleuronectiformes, Pleuronectidae. Bases 1171 to 2103 code for a protein of 310 amino acids. Gene Ontology annotation, molecular function: RNA polymerase II cis-regulatory region sequence-specific DNA binding; DNA-binding transcription factor activity, RNA polymerase II-specific. Gene Ontology annotation, cellular component: nucleus. Gene Ontology annotation, biological process: regulation of transcription by RNA polymerase II. The transcript has a single exon.